GCGGGAGCACGCGGGGGCUGCCUACUCCACCCCAACGGCCGGCUCCGCCCCUCUCCUCCUCGCGCCACGGUCCCGCCACCUGCACCUGAAGCCCUGCCCAGUGCCCCCAUCACCGGACUCACGACGCAUGCGCGGAGGUUGGCCCCACCCUAGCUGUGGAAGCCCGCGGCCCUGCUGCGAGUUGCUCACCGGAAGGAGUUGUGCGUUGGACCGCAGCGCGGCCGGAAGGGGGACGCUGGUUUGGGGGGACACAUCCGCUUUCUUUUGAUCGCCGAGGUCUGAGCCUCGCCGAGAGCUGCUCCCGCCUUGUCCUCUGCGGCGGGUCUGGGCCGGGGCUUCCCUUUCGCUGCCUGUAUGGCCGCCGCCGUGAACUUUAAAACUCAUGUGGAUCAGACUUGUAGAGCUGCUGAAGAGUUUGUCAACAUUUACUAUGAAACGAUGGAUAAAAGAAGAAGGGUGUUGGCUAGACUCUAUUUGGACAAAGCAACAUUAAUUUGGAAUGGUAAUGCAGUGUCUGGACAAGAAGCACUGAAAGAAUUUUUUGAAAUGUUGCCAUCUAGUGAAUUCCAAGUUAAUAUGUUAGACUGCCAACCUGUUCAUGAGCAAGCUACUCAAAGCCAGACAACAGUCCUUGUAGUGACAUGUGGGAGAGUAAAAUUCGAAGGCAACAAGCAACGUUACUUCACCCAGAAUUUCUUACUGACAGCACAAGCUACACCUACCAGCACAGUGUGGAAGAUUGCAAGUGACUGCUUCCGCUUCCAGGAUUGGGCCAGUUAAUGGGGACUGAGAGGUGAUUGCUUUCCCUCUUCAUUGUGUGACUUUAGCUCUAUGGACAGUCAUUCUCUAAACAUGGAAGACCUUUAUCCCUUCACUUAGUGUGCCGUUCGUUCUGGAAGUACUGCAGAUUUGUGUUGUGCUAGUCCUAGUGGCCCUGGACUUAAUGGCAAAUGUAUUUUUGAAAUGGAAGAAGUUUGCUCAAGUUACUUGGGCCCCUGUGAAAUAUUUAAGGCAGUGAGCCAGAGGGCUUAACCGUUCCUGAAGUUUGUGUUAGUGAUUCUCUCAUGUAAUGUUGAAAUCAUUCCUGUAAAUGCCUUACAUACAACUAUCCUGCUGCUCCAGGAACUUUUUCAAUAAUAUUGAAUGCUAAAAUCUCCACUACUUGGACACUGAAUCCCUUCAUACAGAUGUGCAAUCAUUUCAGCUUAGAAACACCAUCUUUGAAGCAGAUACCCACGACAGUGAGAAAUGGAGUUAGUUGCUCUUAUGUGACCUGUAUAUGAAACUUAGAACUGCUUAUUUUGAGCCUUGAGCUUGAUCUGGCAACCAUUAGAGUUCUUUUUUCCAAUAAGAGUGACAACAUCAAAGUAACUUCUCAUAUAAUAGAUGGGAGAGAUCCCACUUGGAGUUGUAGUGUCACCAAUGAAUUACAUGGUUUGGGGGAUGGGGGAAUAAAGGGAUUGGCAAAUACAGUCAUACUUUCUGCUUCCUCUCUGAAAAUUGAAAAUAUAACUUUUGAACAUGUAUAAACUCUCAAAAAAUCAUCUGUUGUAAAGCCAAUGUUUUUAGUGUCCUUGAUGUACAAGGAAUACAACACUUACCAGGUUUCCCCUUUGGCUUAACCCUGUUAAUAUUUGGUUAUGAUCACUUAUGUAGAUCUAGGUCCACACUAACAGCUCUGUUGAAUGCAAAGGGAAAGGAUAACCAUAUUAAGCUGAUUUGAGAAGCUGCUUCCCUUUCUUUGGAAGUCUUGGAGUAUAAGCUACAUAUCAGUCAUCUGUUUUCUGUAUCUAGUAAUUUCAUUAUUACAAUGAAGCACAACAUACUUAUUUUAUUGCAACUUUUUCUCCUUUUUUGAAUUUGCAAGCUUUUACCCCAUCAGUCUGAAACAUUAUAAUAGGAAAGUGGCAUUGAAAUUGUAUAUAUGAUAUGGUAGUCCUCUCUUUAGUGCAGUUGUUCAGAGUAGAUACUUUGACUACUGUGGUCCCAGAAGGAUAUUAACCUCUCUACGUGAGAGAAUUUUAUCUUCCUUCGAUCCGCAGUUAAUGCACAACUUUCAUUUGUCUUUCUCCUGUUUGGUUUUUAUUAUGGGUUUCUCAGAAUAUGUUUACCUUCAAUUGCUAUACUCUUGGUUCUAUUUUUAAUUUUUUUUUAUUGUUUUAAAGUUUAGAGGGUAGCUUGCUUUCUUAACCCGAAUUAACGCUUUAGAUCUCAGAAUGGCAGCACUUUGUGUUCAGACUGCUAAUCUAAAUUGAGCAAAUUAAAAGGAUAGAAAUCUAGUCACAUAGUAAGUACUUGAAAACACACACUCUGCUUGUAAGUAAAAAUAUAUUCGACAGUAACUUGUAUAUUUGAUCUUAAUUUCAUCCUGACGGAUGUUUAGACAAUUCACAAGGAUGUUACCUUUAUACUGGGUAACAACUCAUUUUAUUCCUUAAAUCAGAAAACAGAAAAUAAACCAUAUUUUAAAAACUUAUGUAUACUUAACAUACGUUUUAACAAAUAAUGGUAUAAGUUGAUAUAAAGAUGAAAUGGUUGGCUGCACCAGUAUUUCCAGGUUUCCAGCAAUAUUUAUAUCAUUAGGUUGGCAAAUUUGUAAUAUAUUGGCCAACUCUCGUAAAUGGAAAAUUUUCUAUAGUUAAAGUCUGAAAUGGUCUCUCUAAAGUCUUUGCUCAAGAAACUGCUUCCUCUGUUUUCCUUCAUUUGAGAAAACAGGAAUCUAAAAAUGGCGUAAGGACUACAAAACUGUUUUAAGUUGUAGCUAUUGUAAAUGUAUUGCGAUCUGUGUGCAUAGUGGGGGAAAGAUUGACCUUUUUAACUGUGUAAUGUUACCUUGCAAUAAUGUUGGGAGGUUUUCAUAUCUUUUCUACCAGAUCAAAAGAACAAUUAACAUUGACGUUACCUGCUAAUUAAAUAGCAUUGUUGAACUGUG
Malaclemys terrapin pileata is the source of this 2932-nucleotide messenger RNA. RefSeq names its product nuclear transport factor 2 like export factor 2 (gene NXT2). The transcript is spliced from 4 exons. The coding region runs from base 355 to 780 and encodes 141 amino acids. Lineage: Eukaryota; Metazoa; Chordata; Testudines; Emydidae. Gene Ontology annotation, cellular component: nuclear pore central transport channel. Gene Ontology annotation, biological process: protein import into nucleus. The record is from RefSeq and is a predicted model, not a curated record.